AUGGCAUGGCGUCACGGUGCCGUUUUGGGUUGGGAAGCUGCAGUUGCGCGAGGCUUAUUGGUGGGAGUGGUGGAGGAUGAGGAGAAGGAGAGGUGGAUGAGCUUGGUGGGGAUGACGAUGAAGCAAAUCACGGCGUACCUGUCCAAAAUCCAGAGGGGCUACCAUAUCCAACCGUUCGGGUGCACGAUUGAGGUGGAAGAGUCCACCUUCGGGGUCAUUGCCUACAACGAGAACGCCAGGGACCUGCUCGACCUGAGGCCCCAGUCAGUUCCGGUGCUCGAGAGGCAGGAGAUCCUCACAAUCAAGACCGACGUCAGGACGCUCUUCACGCCUUCCAGCUCAACUUUGCUGGAGAAGGCUUUCCGUGCACCGGAGAUUACUCUUCUCAACCCAAUUUUGAUACAUUCGAGGGUUUCCGGCAGGCCGUUUUACGCGAUUUUGCAUAGGAUUGAUGUUGGGGUUGUCAUUGAUUUGGAGCCUACUAGAAUAGAGGACCCGGCUCUGUCUAUAGCCGGGGCGGUGCAGUCUCAGAAGCUAGUCGUGAGGGCGAUUUCGCAGCUGCAGUCACUGCCCGGUGGGGAUAUUAAGCUUUUGUGUGACAUGGUGGUGGAGAGUGUGAGGGAGCUUACUGGGUAUGAUAGAGUUCUGGAGUACAAGUUUCAUGAGGAUGAGCACGGGGAGGUUUUGGCUGAAGUGGGUGACAUCAAUAAAGCUACAGAACAGGAUGGUAAACAAGGAAAUAGGAAAAGAUAG
Messenger RNA from Rosa chinensis, 753 nucleotides. RefSeq names its product phytochrome B-like. Gene Ontology annotation, biological process: regulation of DNA-templated transcription; detection of visible light. The transcript has 2 exons. The record is from RefSeq and is a predicted model, not a curated record. Bases 1 to 753 code for a protein of 250 amino acids. NCBI's taxonomy places the organism in Eukaryota, Viridiplantae, Streptophyta, Magnoliopsida, Rosales, Rosaceae.